AUGAGACCAUCAACUCUCACCCUCACCCUCAAACGAGCGCCGCUCACCCGCUUCAUCUCGCCCUCAUCCCGCUCACUCCUCAGCACCCUCUCAUCUCGCCAAUCUCACCAUCCCCGGCCCAUCUGCGCGGCGUCGCAAGCGAAUCGCGCGCUCCGGCUCACCUCAUCGCCCCGCGCCGUGACGCGCCGCUGCCACUCCACUUGCUGCGGCGGCUGCGGAUCCCACAAACAGCCAGACGACAGGAAAAAGAAGGCGUACAUCGCCCUGGGAAGUAAUGUCGGAGAUAGGGUCGCCAUGAUCGAGGAGGCGUGUAGGGAGAUGGAGCGUCGGGGGCUUCGCGUGACGAGAACGAGUAGCUUGUGGGAGACGGAUCCCAUGUAUGUGCUCGAUCAGGACAAGUUUAUCAACGGUGCCUGUGAGGUCGAGACGGAUCUUGAGCCUCUGGCUCUGCUCGAUGAACUCCAGGCCAUAGAAAAGCAUCUCGGCCGCGAAAAGAAAGUCGAAAAAGGUCCCCGUGCUAUCGACCUAGACAUCCUCCUCUACGACAACCAAAAGAUCCAACAUGAACGCCUCUGGAUCCCUCACGCCGGCAUCCUCGAGCGCGAGUUCGUCCUCCGACCCCUCUCAGAGCUCAUCCCCGGCCAACCCAUAGACCACGCCCGGCCCUGGAAAGUCACCCAAGACUAUCUCAACGACCUGCCCCCCUCCAACCCGCCCCUGUCCCCACUGACACCCCUCUCCCCCCACCUCCCACCCAUCCUCUCCUUCAAACCCGACCGCCCAACCCACGUCAUGUCCAUCCUCAACAUCACCCCCGAUUCCUUCUCCGACGGCGGCAUCAACUCGCCCGAGAACCUCGUCGAAUCCCUCCUGCACCACGCCCGCACCGGCGCCACUAUGAUCGACGUCGGCGGUCAGUCCACGUCCCCAGGGACUCCCGAGGUCUCCCUCGAGGAGGAGCUCGGCCGCGUGCUCCCCGUCAUCCGCCUCAUUCGCAAGUUCCCCGCCACCGCACACAUGACCAUCAGCGUCGACACCUACCGCGCCGAGGUAGCCGAGCAGGCCGUCGCGGCCGGCGCGGACAUCAUCAACGACGUGUCCGCGGGACUCCUAGACGACGCCAUGUUCCCCACCAUGGCCCGCCUAGGAAAGACAGUCUGCCUCAUGCACAUGCGCGGAACCCCGCAGAGCAUGUCCCGCCUUACAGACUACUCCCCCGCCGGCCUAAUCCCCACCAUCGCCGCCGAACUCCUCGCAAGAGUCGAAGCCGCCCAGGAAGCCGGAGUCCGCCGCUGGCGCAUCAUGCUCGACCCCGGCAUCGGCUUCGCGAAAGACACCGAGCAGAACCUCGAGAUCCUGCGCCGCCUCGACGACCUGCGGCGCUGGCCGGGCCUCGAGGGGCUGCCGUGGCUCGUCGGCUCCAGCCGCAAGGGGUUCGUCGGGAAAAUCACGGGCGUCACGGAACCCCGCGAACGCAUCUGGGGCACGGCCGCCACUGUCGCGGCGGCUGUGCAAGGGGGCGCGGAUAUCGUUAGGGUGCAUGAUGUUGGGGAGAUGAGUCAGGUUGUCAAGAUGUCGGAUGCCAUCUGGCGUGUCAAUGACUCAGAGGCGUUCCAGUCUGAGGUUUAA
Molecule: messenger RNA, 1629 nt
Organism: Scedosporium apiospermum
Lineage: Eukaryota; Fungi; Ascomycota; Sordariomycetes; Microascales; Microascaceae
Exons: 3
Coding region: 1-1629 (542 amino acids)
Biological process (GO): tetrahydrofolate biosynthetic process
Cellular component (GO): mitochondrial envelope
Molecular function (GO): dihydropteroate synthase activity; 2-amino-4-hydroxy-6-hydroxymethyldihydropteridine diphosphokinase activity
Source: RefSeq, a predicted model, not a curated record